AUGGAUGAAGAGGGUAGAUGGGUGAGUGGGAAAAAUAUGACUGAAAGAUUUGUUGGUCAUUAUAAAGCUUUUCUUGGUUUGAAUUGUAGUACAGGGGAUCGAAUUUUGGAUAGUGAAUUAUUUGUUAAUAAAAUUGAUCCAAGUGUUGCCAUUGAAAUGAUAAGAGUUGUGUCGGAUGAUGAGAUAACGAGAGCUAUGUUUGAAAUUGAAGAUAAUCGAGCUCCGGGUCCCGAUGGGUUUUCAUCUAAGUUCUUUAAAGCUUCUUGGAAAGUGGUGGGUCCUGAUGUUUGCAGGGCUGUCAGGGAGGUGUUGUGGGUUGGGAAGAUUCCGAAGUGUGUUAAUGCUACCAGAAUUAUACUUGUCCCUAAGGUUGAGUUCCCUCGGAAAGUUACUGAUUUUAGACCAAUUGCUUGCUGUAAUACCUUGUACAAAUGCAUUAGCAAGGUUAUUGUCAAUCGGAUUCGAAAUUGCUUAGGGAUGAUAGUUGAUCUAAAUCAAUCGACUUUCAUUCCUGGGAGAUCUAUUUUGGACAACAUUCUUCUUGUUCAAGAUUUGAUGGCGAGAUACAAUAGGAAGGAUGGCCCUCCUAAGUGUGCCCUGAAAAUAGAUAUCCAAAAAGCUUAUGACACUGUUGAUUGGAAAUUCCUUAAGCAAGCUUUGAUUGGGUUUGGAUUCCAUCCAGUUAUGGUCCAGUGGAUAAUGAUGUGUGUUACUUCAACUUGGUUUACUGUGAAUAUUAAUGGAGAGGACAAUGGCUGUGUUGAUCUUGCUGUGAGGUGUACUAUUAAUAGUAUACUUCCUUUUGAUGUUGGGAAGUUUCGGUUCAAGUACCUGGGUGUGCCGCUAUCAGUUAAUAAACUGUUUAGAAGGGAUUGUAAAGUUUUGGUUGAUAAAGUUGGAAUGCGCAUCCUAAGUUGGAAGCACAAGUGUUUGUCUUAUGCCGUAAGACUUCAACUUAUUGGUUCUGUUUUAUCAACUUUGCAUGUUUAUUGGGCAUCAGUUUUUAAGCUUCCUGUUGCCACUAUUUCUGAGAUUGAGAAGAUUUGUAGGGGUUAUUUGUGGAGUGGUGGUGAUCUUGUGAAGGGUAAAGCCAAAGUUAAGUGGAAAAUGGUGUGUAGUCCAAAAGAGAAUGGGGGUUUAGGAUUGAAAGACCUUAGAAGAUGGAAUGAUGUGUUGUUAUCCAAACAUGUGUGGAAUAUUGUUAAUAAUAAGAAGUCUUUGUGGGUGAAGUGGGUCUAUAAGUUUUACUUGAAAGAAAGGAAUUUUUGGGAUAUUCAAGUUAAAAAGAAUUUCUGCUGGACUUGGAAAAGGAUUUUAAUUGCUAGGAACAUUGUUCGUCCCCAUAUUGUUUCUUGUAUUGGAUCCGGUGAGAACACUUCCUUAUGGCAUGACUGGUGGCACCUGAUUGGGAUUUUGAGUAUGUUAAUCUCGAGGAGUGAGUGGAUUAGGGCGGGUUUCAAUGAUAUGUCAAAAGUGAAGGAUAUUUUUGUGAAUGGCCAAUUGUGUUGGCCGACUGAUUGGCUGGAAAAUUACCCUGGUUUGAUGGAUUGGCCUUUGUUUGUUAAUAAUGAAGGAACUGAAGAUAAUAUAAUUUGGAGAGAUAAUAAUGGAAAGUGUAAAAGAUUUUCUUGCAAACAGGUGUGGUUGGAUGUCAAUUUUUUUGGGCCAAAGGUUCCUUGGUUUCACACAAUUUGGUUUAGUAAUAACAUUCCAAGGAAUGCGUUUAUCCUUUGGAUGGCAAUUUUGGGUAAAUUAAAGACUCAGGACAGACUGCUAAGCUGGGAAAUUAAAGGUAAUCUGUUUUGCCCUUUAUGUUUGAAGAUUAAUGAUUCCCAUGAUCAUUUAUUUUUUAAGUGUGAUUUCUCUAAGCUUAUUUGGGAGUAUUUCUCUAAUAAGGCUGACAUCAGGGUGAGUUAUGGUAAUUGGAAGGAGUUUAUUUAUAAGUUUUGUGAGCAGGUGAAGGGCAAAUCUAUUGGGGUUUUUAUAAAGAAACUGGUUUUGGCAGGUUGUGUGUCGCAUAGUUGGCAUGAAAGAAAUAUGAGAUUCUUUAGAAAUAAUUUUAGAUCCCCAUUCUCUAUUACUUGUUGUAUUGAGAAAGAAAUUCAAUUGAGGUUAUUGGGGUUGAAGUAUGAAUCAAAAGUUAUUAAGAAGAAAGUGUGGAGAUGUUGGGGUAUAGAUAGAAAUAAUGAUGUUGAUAAUGGGAAUAAGGAUAAUGAAGUCUAG
This is a messenger RNA of Lactuca sativa (garden lettuce), 2223 nucleotides long. RefSeq lists its product as uncharacterized. The record is from RefSeq and is a predicted model, not a curated record. NCBI's taxonomy places the organism in Eukaryota, Viridiplantae, Streptophyta, Magnoliopsida, Asterales, Asteraceae.